Puntigrus tetrazona (Sumatra barb) is the source of this 1309-nucleotide messenger RNA. RefSeq names its product cellular repressor of E1A-stimulated genes 1 (gene creg1). The record is from RefSeq and is a predicted model, not a curated record. Bases 168 to 794 code for a protein of 208 amino acids. NCBI's taxonomy places the organism in Eukaryota, Metazoa, Chordata, Actinopteri, Cypriniformes, Cyprinidae. The transcript is spliced from 5 exons.
UGACUAUUUGUUAUGAAAUUCGCUCCUGAAUCGAUCUUACGAAUCAUUUCUGUUCACAGUGAUCGGUGACUGAUCACGUGAAUCAUUAAAGUUCAUAUCCUCCCUGUCUCCACUAAAUCAUUCCUGACGUCACAGAGGUUUUAGGAAGGUUUGGGUCAGCGCUGAAGAUGAUGAUGAUGCUGAUGAAGAGUCGCUCGCUGCUCGCGGUGUGUGUCGCGCUCGUCGCCGCUGUCGGUGGCUCUCUGUCGGUUCCGCCGCACGAGGAGGUGGCCCGGAUGGCCCGGUUCGUGGUCAAUAAGUGCGACUGGGCUUCGAUGGCCACGAUCUCCACUCACGACCCGGUCCUAGGACAGCCCUUCUCCAACGCCUUCUCCAUCAGCGACGGGCCCGCCGGCAACGGAACCGGAACCCCGUACCUGUAUCUGACUCACCUGGAGAUCUCGGUGCAGGACCUGCAGGUGAAUCCCCAGGCGUCUCUCUCUGUGUCUUUGGCUCAGACCAGCUACUGUAAGAAUCAUGGGUUCGAUCCUCAGAGUCCGCUGUGUGCCCACAUCAUCCUGUCAGGCUCCGUGGUGGAGGUGAACGGCAGCGAGGCCUCGGUGGCUAAAGCCGCUCUGUUCAGUAGACACCCAGAGAUGAUCGACUGGCCCACAGACCACAGCUGGUUCUUCGCUAAGAUGAACAUCACACAGGUCUGGGUCCUCGAUUACUUCGGUGGAGUGAAAACCGUCACGCCGGAGGAGUAUUACCAAGCGACUCCUUACCGGAAACACCGCGGAAGUGACACGCUGUAAUCCUGGUGAACCGGAUCAGAAUCACUGAUGAAGAGUUUCAGAAGAGACCAGAGUGAUGAAUGUUUCUCAGGGUGUUACUGUGUGUGUGUGUGUGUGUGUGUGUGUGUGUGAGAUGCAUUAAGCCCAUGUUGUUAAUUUCUCCAGAACAUUAAUGCAGCAUGAUGUUAAUCUAGUUGCCACAUUUUUUGUAAGCAUUUUUUGUAAAAUGCUUCCGAAUGAUUUUUUGCAGUUUGCACAAGCGCUUUCCUUCGACUGAUUCACAGCAAACACACACAGACUGAAAUCUGAAGUGAGAUUCUGGGUCAGUCUUAGACGUCACCCCUAAACGUUGACCUCUGACCCCGUAGCAGGAAGUGUGAGUCUCACCAGAAGUGUUUUGUAGUCGUAGUCGUGUGUUUUUACGCACCGCUCCAGACGAAUCAUUUAUUCAGAGUGAUUAUUUUUCUAAAGCUGAUGUGUAUUUUUAAUCAUUUUUGACGUGAUGCAGUGAAAUAAAGAGCAGAUUUUUGAUUGAA